Molecule: messenger RNA, 2483 nt
Organism: Hydra vulgaris (swiftwater hydra)
Lineage: Eukaryota; Metazoa; Cnidaria; Hydrozoa; Anthoathecata; Hydridae
Product: pre-rRNA-processing protein TSR1 homolog
Biological process (GO): ribosome biogenesis; endonucleolytic cleavage of tricistronic rRNA transcript (SSU-rRNA, 5.8S rRNA, LSU-rRNA); maturation of SSU-rRNA from tricistronic rRNA transcript (SSU-rRNA, 5.8S rRNA, LSU-rRNA)
Cellular component (GO): preribosome, small subunit precursor; nucleus
Molecular function (GO): U3 snoRNA binding; GTPase activity; GTP binding
Source: RefSeq, a predicted model, not a curated record
AUCUUGAAAAUCUUUGUGCGCGUGAGAGCCAAAACAAACCUUUAGAAGCACAUUGUUCCAUUUAAAAUGGCUACGGAAAACGACAAACAACAAAAACACAAGCCAGGUCCGUUAAAGCAGCAAAACAAAUCUCACAAACAUGGAAGUCAUAAAACUAAAGGCCAGCUUGAUAAAUCUAAUAAAGGAAAAGUAGAGUUGAAAUUAAUCCCAAAAAAGAAUAAAGAACUUGACAGAAAACAGAGACGACACCAAAUAAAUCAGAUCAGAAAAAACAAAAGAGAAAAUAUUAUUGAAAAAAAACGAAAAAUUAAUAGUGAAUCAUACGCUCCUCAUGUUAUAGCAGUACUUUCUUUAUCUCCUGUAUGUUCCUGUGAAGCUGUGAUUGCAAAAAUAGUUGACUUUGAUGACUCCAAAUUAACAUUUUUUAACAAUAAUAGAACAACUAUUGUAUCUCCUCGACAUCGUUAUCGCAUUACCAUUAUAAACUUGGAUAAUUCUGGGAUAAAUUCCAUAUUAGAUGCUGCUAAGGUUGCUGAUUCAUUUCUUUUUGUGGUACCUGCAAGUGGAUUAAUUGAUGAAAGCAGUAAAAAUCUCAUGACAUGUUUAAUAACACAAGGUUUGCCCGCACAUUUGGUUGCUGUUCAGGGUUUAAAGGAAAUGGUUAUCAAAAAGCAAGUUGAUGCUAAAAAGAGAUUAAUGAAAGGAUUAGGAAUAUGGUUUCCAGAAAUUAAGCUACACUCAAUUGACAAUAGCCAAGAUGCAGAAGUUGUUAUACGAUUGUUGAUCAAUAAAAAGUCCAAGUCAAUACAUUAUCGAGAGCAUAGACCAUAUCUUAUGGCAGAACAUUUGGAAUUUGUUGAGGAAGAUAUCAAAGAAAAUCAUGGCACUUUAAAAGUUUCAGGUUUCUUAAGAGGAAAACCUCUAUCUGUCAAUGGAUUAAUUCAUCUUCCUGAUCUUGGUGAUUUUCAAUUAAAUCAAAUUGAUGCUCCUACUGAUCCGUAUGCUAGUAAAAAAUCCAGAACACAGUCGAUGGAACAUGAUGUUGUAAUGGAAGAGGAAAUAAAAGUAUUAGCAGUUGCUGAUCCUUUAAAACAAACACCUUUAAAAGUGGAAGCUGAUAUUGAUCAUAUGGAGGGAGAGCAAACUUGGCCAACAGAAGAAGAAAUCAAAGAUGCUCAGGAAGCUUCUCGAAUGCUAAAUGAUGAUGAAUUUGAUACUAAUGCUAAAAAGAAAUCUUCCAAAGGAACAUCUGAUUAUCAAGCUGCAUGGAUUCUUGAUGAAGAUGAUUCUGAUGAUGAGGAAAACAGCAAUAGUAGUGAUAAUGAUGAUGAUGAAUUUAGAAUGGUUGAAGAUGACAAUGAAGAUCCAAGCAAACCAGAUACUGACUUUGACAAUAUAAGCAUGGCUGCCACAACUGUUGCAGAUGAUGAUAAAUAUGAUGACCAUUUUGAUAUUGAUGAAGAUAAGAAAGCUUUAGAGAAAUACAGAUUGGAACACGAAAAUGAAUUAUUUCCAGAUGAAAUUGACACUCCCAUGGAUAUUCCAGCAAAAGAUCGAUUUUUAAGGUACCGUGGUUUAAAAAGUUUUCGUACAUCACCAUGGGACCCUAAAGAAAAUUUGCCUUUAGAUUACGCAAGAAUAUUUCAAUUUCAAAAUUUCAACCAUAGUAAAAGAAAGGUCUUGAAAGAAAAAGUUAAAGAAGAUAGUUCUUUAAUUGAUGCUGGUUUGUAUGUAACUCUUCACAUUAAAAAUGUACCAAAGAUUUACUUAGAAUCUCUCGAUAAAGGCAGUCCUUUGGUAGUGUAUGGUUUACUUCCUCAUGAACACAAGAUGACUGUUAUGCAUUAUGUUAUAAGGAGAGUCCAAGGGUUUGAUGCACCAAUAAAAGCAAAGGAACAACUUAUUUUUCAUGUUGGAUAUCGGCGUUUCUCUGCUUCUCCAAUAUUUUCACAACACACAAAUGGAAACAAAUUUAAAAUGGAGAGGUUUCUUCCACAAAAUGGCGUUGUAGUUUCAACUGUUUAUGCACCAAUAAUGUAUCCUCCAGCCCCAGUACUUGUCUUUAAUGAAAACUCUCAAUUAGUUGCAACUGGAAGUGUUUUAAGUUCAAAUCCAGAUCGAAUAAUUGUUAAAAAAAUAGUCCUUAGUGGACAUCCUUUUAAAAUACAUAAAAAAUCUAGUGUUAUUCGAUACAUGUUUUUCAACAGAGAUGAUAUUUUGUGGUUUAAACCAGUAGAGCUGUUUACAAAAUAUGGAAGGAGAGGACACAUUAAGGAACCACUUGGCACACAUGGUCAUAUGAAAUGCGUUUUCGAUGGUCAGCUGAAAGCUCAAGAUACCGUCUGUAUGAAUUUAUUUAAGAGAGUUUUUCCAAAAUGGAAUUAUAACCCAUGUUUGAUCGCUUCAAGAACUAAUAACAAUCACGAAGAGCAAAUGUUACAAGAAUAAUUUUUUAAAUAAUAAAAGAUUAUGGUAGCAUUUAA